Molecule: messenger RNA, 982 nt
Organism: Rhagoletis zephyria (snowberry fruit fly)
Lineage: Eukaryota; Metazoa; Arthropoda; Insecta; Diptera; Tephritidae
Gene: l(2)efl
Product: lethal (2) essential for life
Biological process (GO): response to heat; protein refolding
Cellular component (GO): cytoplasm; nucleus
Source: RefSeq, a predicted model, not a curated record
UUCAGUUCAAAAUCGCAGCAAACGCGUAAGAGUGAAGACGCAACCGAGCUGAAAAACGCGAGAAAACGUACAAAUACAGCCAAAAGUGUGAAUAUACAUAUCUUAUUAAUUUCAAAAAGUGUUCUUCUCUACUUUUCAACCUUGGUCCUCACCAACAAAACCGGUUCACACAUUUGAAUCCUUCAUUUGCUGCGGGCUUGUGCUUCGUUACAUCACAAAUUCAUUUUGGAAACUGCCUUUAUACCGUAGAUGUCAGUAGUGCCACUCAUGUUUCGUGACUGGUGGGAUGAUUUUGAAUUUCCAACGCGCACUUCGCGCCUCUUGGACCAACAUUUCGGCACAGGACUGAAACGCGAUGACCUCCUUUCAUCCAUUUGGAGCUCUCGCCCAACAAUGUUGCGUUCCGGUUACCUGCGCCCAUGGCAACGCUCACCUACCAGCCUGCAGAAGCAAGAAUCGGGUUCCACGCUCAACAUUGACAACGAAAAAUUCGAAGUCAUCUUGGAUGUGCAACAAUUCACACCCAGUGAAAUCACAGUCAAGGUGACCGAUAAAUUUGUACUUGUCGAGGGUAAACAUGAAGAGCGACAGGAUGAGCACGGUUUCGUGUCCAGACAGUUCUCCAGACGUUAUUUACUGCCAAGUGACGUCAAUCCCGACAAUGUGACCUCAUCGCUUUCUUCAGAUGGUUUGCUCACCAUCACAGCGCCCAUGAAGAAGCUGCCACCACCUGCCACCGAGCGUGUCGUGCCCAUAGCACAAACCGGUCCGUCCUCGAAAGAGGAUAAUGCAAAGAAAGUUGAGAUCAGCACGUCCUAAAUUGAUCUAGCGAAUUUGAAUCAAACAGACUGUUUUUCAUUGUUUAUACGCACAAAUAUUUUAAUUGCUCAUUACUAUUAAUUUUCCAUGACAAUAACUAUUAUAAUUUUUUGUAAUUAAUUUUAUACUAAAGAAAAUAAUAUAAAAAAAUAGCGAAAAAGUA